Molecule: messenger RNA, 21667 nt
Organism: Coregonus sp. 'balchen'
Lineage: Eukaryota; Metazoa; Chordata; Actinopteri; Salmoniformes; Salmonidae
Source: the annotation of a GenBank genome assembly
CUCAUGGGAAAGAAUUACGAUAUCCGUGUUCAUAGGGGGGAGCUGCAGUAACGGAUAGUAUUAUGUGAUUGAUUAGGUAGCUUUGGUUAUGGUGAAUGAUACAUUACUUAUUUCGUAAUUACUCAUAUCAAUUAACCGGUGAUGUCUUCAAAUGUUCAGGUUGAAUGGGAAUACGUGCUUUCUUUUCAUUCCUAACUCCUAAUGGUACGGUCCAUGAAGAUGAAGGUCCCACGUGUUGGAGAAUUCUAACUUCGUAGCGCAUGUGGAUUUUAUACAGUACAUGUAAGGAACUCAUACAAUAAUAUAAACAAUUUACUUGGAUUUUCUAAAGUAUGCUUUUUGGGAAAGAAGUACCAUGGAGGCGGCUGGAGGGAAUGACAUUUGGCAUGUACUCUGCCGAAGAAAUAAGGUAAGAAUACAAGUUGUAAUGAGUGCAUAUGCUCUGAAGCCAUAAUAACAUGCCCCUGCAUGCCUUUCGCGUUUGAGUGUGUUAUAUUAGCUAGCUAUAGUUAACUGGUUAGUGUUCACUGUUCUUGGACUGUCAGUUUGUGGUACUGCUACUAUGGAUAUUAUACUACUAGUUAACUACUAAAAUAUUGCAUUCAUUCAUUGUAACAUUGUCAUGUCAUGUUCCCAUUUUUCCACAGAAAGUUGAGUGUCAAGAACAUUACUAACUUCAGAUUCCUGGAUAAUGUUGGUAAUGUUGCCCCCAAUGGCCUCUAUGACCUGUCAUUGGGCCCAGCUGAUUCCAAAGAGGUGUGCUCCACCUGUAUGCAAGACUUCAACAACUGCCCUGGGCACCUUGGGCACAUCGAGCUACCCUUACCCGUAUACAACCCACUCUUCUUUGAUGUAAGUGAAGAACACAGAACACACCUAUCCAAUUCCUAUCCCAGUAGUCAUUACAAGUACAUGGCCUGUUUCCAGAUAAACCAUGACUCGAUCCGAAACACAGUUGAUAGGCUACAAGUUACAGUGGGGUAAACCUUCUUUUAAAGUAAUAUUCUCUCUGACUUCUACUCUGGCACUAGAAACUGUACCUGCUGAUCCGAGGAUCAUGUCUGAACUGCCACAUGCUGGCCUGCCCCAGAGCAGCGAUCCAUCUCCUGCUGAACCAGCUGAAGCUGCUGAACGUGGGAGCUCUACAGGAGGUCUAUGAGCUGGAGCAUGUGCUGAACCAGGUGAGCAUCACACAGACAGGAGUGGGAAUAUUCAAUAAUAAUGAUGUCUCUGAAAUCACACUGCUAUUUCUGGUAAUGUAUGCAAGUCUUUUGAUUUCAUAGUGUUUGAUUCAUAAAAUUAAAAUAAAAGUUCUGAGUUUUAAUCACUCACACAACUGGUUUUGACCAUUUGUCUAUUGCAGUUCCUGGAAGGCAAUGCCCAAGCUUCUGGGGUUGAGAUCCAGGUGGUGUUGGAGGAGUACUGGGUUAAUGUCAACAAACUGAAGACAGGCAGCGAUCACAGCUCACCAGUAAGAGCUGAUUGUGAAUGUGUCAUAGAAACUGAACAUCACAACUCAGGCCAAUGUGAUAAAAUGGAAUGUUUUGUGUUCUCAGAUCAAGCAUAUCUGUGAGAAGAAGAACAAGCUUGUAACAGACUUCUGGAGGGUCCAAAUGAGAUCCAGGAAAUGCCCACACUGCAAGUAAGUAUGGACCAUUGUGGUCAAUUACCAUUUAUUUCAUAACAAUUCUGUCCCCUGUGUGAAGCUUCACACUGAUUUUUACUGUUCCCCAAAUAGGAGUGGCCGAUCACAAGUGCGCAGAGAGCACAACAGCAAACUGAUUGUCACCUUGCCUGCGGCUAUGUAUAAAGAUGGUGCCGUCAAGGGACCCGAUGAAGGUAAUGCAUGCCAUUCAAUCUUCUGCUUCAUGCAUGUCCAAGAUUGGUAAUAUGGUAGAGGACUAAAACGUGUUGAAAAGUUGACAUUUCUGCAGUCCUGAAUUGGAAAGUUGAAUAAGUGCCCGUGGUCUCCUCUCCUUUCAGAGGAUGGGAUGGCUGGAAAACGUGGAUACCUGACCCCCAGCACGGCACGGGAUCACAUCGCCAAACUAUGGGAUAAAGAAGGUUUCUUCCUGAAGUGCUUGUUCGCUGGAAUGGAGGAGUUGGAGAGCUCACCCAAUGACUUUUAUCCUGACCUUUUCUUCCUGGAGCUUAUGGUGGUCCCUCCAUGCAGGUGAGGAAAAUCUCAGAGAACAGCCUUACAAUUUGUGGGUUUGUUUUGAAUGUAGUUAUUUGCUUCUGUUGGUUAUUGAUAGUGUCUGGAAUUGCAUCACAAAAACCUCUUAGUUGUGAAGCUUUCCAGUAACUGAUGAGCGUAACCCUCUUGUUUUCCCCAGGUACCGGCCCAUUAACCGUAUGGGAGACCAGAUGUUCACUAACGGCCAGACUGUUAACAUGCAGGCAGUGAUGAAGGACAGUGGAGUCAUCCAGAAGCUCCUAGCACUUCUAGCAGGAGAGAAGCUGAAGGAAAAGGAGUUGGAGCUGGAGGAGGUAUGUGAACCAAUGGCGUGGGGUUGCAUUUGCUCUUUAAACAUUGUUUUGAGGGAAUGAAAAGGUCAAAGGUGACACAUUUGAUUUUCCAUGUAUAUAUCUCAUACUGUAUCUUUGUUUUGAUUCUCUUUUAGCCCACUAAGUCUUAAGAAAUGGGGGGGGGGGACAUACAGAAAAUUAGGGGAAAAGCAAAGUCAAGACACACAAACACGGCUCCACAUUCCUAUAAAUAUAUAUCUGGGUCUUUUGCAUUAAAUAAAGUUAACCAAUUGUGUGUUAAAUGUUGCCAUUCCUCUGUACUCUAAAUGUAAAGGUACAGGAAGCAGACCCCGCUCAGACAGACCAGGCCUUCCUGGCAGGGAUCCCUGGUGCCACACUCACAGAUAAACUCUACAAUACCUGGAUUCGGCUCCAGAGUCACGUCAACAUCGUCUUUGACAGUGACAUGGACAAACUGAUGACGGAGAAGUACCCCGGCAUUCGUCAGGUCUGUUUUCUCAUGGAAAUCUCUCGCCACCUGUUCCAUAUGUGCAGCCUUUUAGCCAAAGGGAGUGAAACAUGUCAGUAUACCUUCAUCUUCCAACCCAUACACGUUGUUGUUCAUGCUGUCCCUGUUUUCUCUCUCAGAUCUUAGAGAAGAAGGACGGUUUGUUCAGGAAGCACAUGAUGGGUAAACGUGUGGACUAUGCAGCACGCUCUGUUAUUUGUCCUGACAUGUACAUUGGGACCAAUGAGAUUGGAAUACCCAUGGUAAGAGUCAUUGCCUUUGCCUGCAUACUGCAUGUCCAUUGAUAGUUGUAGCAUUGUGUGAGCUCACAUGAUAAACUCCCAUCUGUUUUGCUACAGGUGUUUGCCACCAAGCUGACUUACCCCCAACCUGUGACGCCUUGGAAUGUUAAGGAGCUGCGGCAGGCAGUUCUGAACGGGCCCAAUGUUCACCCUGGGGCCUCCAUGGUCAUUAACGAGGACGGCUCCCGCACCAUCCUGAGCAGUACUAAUCUCACCCAGAGAGAGGCCAUUGCCAAGCAGCUCCUCACACCAUGCCCUGGGCAGCACAUGAUGCCCAUGAAGAUAGUAAGGCCUAUAUUCCUUGAUUCCUUAAUUAAUUUAUAUUGUAAUCUCAUAUACUUUCCCUCUAAAAUGACACUUAAUUAAAGAUGAUAUAACUAGUCUCCUUGCAUCUCAUCUUUCCAUUAUAUUUGCCAUCUAUUGAGCAAUGUUCAUAUUCUCCAUAGGUGAAUCGUCACAUCAAGAAUGGUGACGUCCUGCUCCUCAAUCGGCAACCAACACUGCAUCGGCCGUCCAUCCAGGCUCACUGCGCCCGCAUCCUGCCAGGGGAGAAAGUGUUGAGGCUUCACUACGCUAACUGUAAGGCCUACAACGCUGACUUUGAUGGGGAUGAGAUGAAUGCCCAUUUCCCUCAGAGUGAACUAGGCAGGGCUGAGGCCUACACACUCGUCAGCACUGACCAGCAGUACCUCGUGCCCAAGGUGAAUGUUCAUUGCUCAGCCUUAGAAAAUGUCUCUCUUGUGUUUGCAAACAUACAAAUUCCUAAUUCUUGAGAGGGAAUUGAAUGAUGUUGUAUAAUGUUUGAUAGAUAAGCUCUUGUUUGCUCACCCUCAACACCUACUGUUGCUGUACAGCCUCACUGCCUUGUCUCUGUCCCCCAGGAUGGGAAGCCUCUGGCGGGUCUGAUCCAGGACCACAUGGUGUCAGGCACCAGGAUGACCAUCCGUGGCUGCUUCUUCUCCCGCGACCAGUACACUGAGCUGGUCUACCGAGGUCUGACCGACAAGGUCGGCAGGGUCAAGCUGCUGCCCCCCGCCAUACUCAAACCAUUCCCUCUCUGGACUGGGAAACAGGUGCAGAAGGACCUACCCCUGGGUUGAGAGGUUUAGUAGGUCAUAAUACAUAAUGCAGUAUUGUACAGGUAAUAACACAGGUGUUCUUUGUCAUUCAGGUGGUGUCCACACUACUGCUGAACGUCAUCCCAGGAAACCACAUCCCUCUGAACCUGACAGGGAAGGCCAAGAUCCCCAGUAAGGCCUGGAUCAAGGAGCCUCCACGCCGUGUUCCAGGCUACAAGCCUGAAACCAUGUGUGACUCCCAGGUCAGACUGUUCACUAGCAAUACUACUCAACUUAUCAAUGUCAGAAUGUUGCACAUGUACCCACCUUGAUUUGAUUUAUUUGAUUAUUAGUGUCAUAGUUUGUAUUUGCAGUGUGUUAAUCCUAUAUUUUUUACUUUGUUCAAAACACACCUCGUCAACAUUUGUCUUUGACAGUAACUGUGUCUGGUCCUGCAGGUGAUAUUCCGUCAGGGAGAGUUGCUGGUGGGGGUGUUGGACAAGGCCCACUAUGGCAGCUCAGCAUACGGCCUGGUCCACUGCUGCUACGAGCUGUAUGGAGGAGAGACCAGUGGCAAACUCCUCAGCUGCCUGGCUCGCCUCUUCACUGCCUACCUCCAGCUGUACCGGGGCUUCACUAUGGGUAAGGCAUGGGCUUCAUCCCAACUGGAACCUUAUUCCCUAUAUAGUCCACUAGGUUUGACAAAAGUAGUACAUUGGGUGCCUUUUGGGACAUACUAACUGGUGUUCUAGAUCUAUCUGAACAGACUCAGGGAUCCAUCACAAGGCUCUAUCUCAAAAUCAAAGGGUUAUUAAUUGAAUGUAUUUCAGGUGUGGAGGAUAUCUUGGUGAAACAAGGAGCCAACAGACAGAGAAAGCAGAUCAUAAAAGAGUCUGUCACGUGUGGGACUAAGGUAAAGAUGCCAGUAUCAAUCAGUCGAUCCACAUGUUCCAGGAACAAAUAAACAAAUUGAAUGACAUGCAUUAGUGUGGCGGUAACGGUUGUUUUCUAUGGUGUACCCCAGGCCUUGCAGGCAGCCUUUAACCUGCCUGACACAGUGGAGGAGAGCGAGGCUAGGAGCCGCUGGCAGGACGCCCACCUCAACCCAGACCAGAGAGACUUCAACAUGGUGGACCUCAAGUUUAAGGAGGUGGCCAACCAGGUCAACAACGACAUCAACAAGGUGAGCUACAUGGAGUUUGCGUUGUUUGAUUUGCUCAUCCUUCAGUUUUGUGAAGAGGUUACCAUCAGAUGGUUGUCAUCCCUAACCCUAACCCUAGUGGUCCUAUGUAGCACAGUUGGUAGAGCAUGGCUCUUCCAAUACCAGGAUAGUGGGUUUGAUUCCCAGGGCCACCCAUACAUAAAAAAUGUAUGCACGCGUGACUAUAAGUCGCUUUGGAUAAAAGCUUCUGCAUAUACAGUUGAAGUCGGAAGUUUACAUACACUUAGUUUGGAGUCAUUAAAACUUGUUUUUCAACCACUACAAAUGUCUUGUUAACAAACUAUAGUUUUGGCAAGUCGGUUAGGACAUCAACUUUGUGCAUGACACAAGUAAUUUUUCCAACAAUUGUUUACAGACAGAUUAUUUCACUUAUAAUUCACUGCAUCACAAUUCCAGUGGGUCAGAAGUUUACAUACACUAAGUUGACUGUGCCUUUAAACAGCUUGGAGAAUUCCAGAAAAUGAUGUCAUGGCUUUAGAAGCUUCUGAUAGGCUAAUUGACAUAAUUUGAGUCAAUUGGAGGUGUACCUGUGGAUGUAUUUCAAGGCCUACCUUCAAACUCAGUGCCUCUUUGCUUGACAUCAUGGGAAAAUCAAAAGAAAUCAGCCAAGACCUCAGAAAAAAAAUUGUAGACCUCCACAAAUCUGGUUCAUCCUUGGGAGCAAUUUCCAAACGCCUGAAGGUACCACGUUCAUCUGUACAAACAUUAGUACGCAAGUAUAAACACCAUGGGACCACGCAGCCGUCAUACCGCUCAGGAAGGAGACGCGUUCUGUCUCCUAGAGAUGAACGUACUUUGCUGCAAAUCAAUCCCAGAACAACAGCAAAGGACCUUGGGAAGAUGCUGGAGGAAACGGGUACAAAAGUAUCUAUAUCCACAAUAAAAUGAGUCCUAUAUCGACAUAACCUGAAAGGCCGCUCAGCAAAGAAGAAGCCACUGCUCCAAAACCGCCAUAAAAAAGCCAGACUACGGUUUGCAACUGCACAUGGGGACAAAGAUCGUACUUUUUUGAGAAAUGUCCUCUGGUCUGAUGAAACAAAAAUAGAACUGUUUGGCCAUAAUGACCAUCGUAAUAUUUGGAGGAAAAGGGGGUAGCUUGCAAGCCGAAGAACACCAUCCCAACCGUGAAGCACGGGGGUGGCAGCAUCAUGCUGUGGAGGUGCUUUGCUGCAGGAGGGACUGGUGCACUUCACAAAAUAGAUGGUAUCAUGAGGAAGGAAAAUGAUGUGGAUAUCUUUACUAAUGACAGAGUGUCUAUGUAUGUGGAUGACUCAACACUAUACAUGUCAGCUACUACAGCGACUGAAAUGACUGCAACACUUAACAAAGAGUUGCAGUUAGUUUGAGUAGGUGGCAAGGAAUAAGGUAGUCCUAAAUAUUUCUAAAACUAAAAGCAUUGUAUUUGGGACAAAUCAUACUCUAAACUUCAACUAAAUCUUGUAAUAAAUAAUGUGGAAAUUGAGCAAGUUGAGGUGACUAAACUGCUUGGAGUAACCCUGGAUUGUAAACUGUCAUGUUCAAAACAUAUUGAUACAACAGUAGCUAAGCUGGGGAGAAGUAUGUCCAUAAUAAAGCGCUGCUCUACCUUCUUAACAGCACUAUCAACAAAGCAGGUCCUACAGGCCCUAGUUUUGUCACACCUGGAUUACUGUUCAGUCGUGUGGUCAGGUGCCACAAAAAAGGACUUAGGAACAUUGCAAUUGGCUCAGAACAGGGCAGCACGGCUGACCCUUGGAUGUACACAGAGACCUAAUAUUAAUAAUAUGCAUGUCAAUCUCUCCUGGCUCAAAGUGGAGGAGAGAUUGACUUCGUCACUACUUGUAAUUUAUUUAUGAGAGGUAUUGACAUGUUGAAUGCACCGAGCUGGCUGUUUGAACUACUGGCGCACAGCUCGGUCACCCAUGCAUACCCCACAAGACAUGCCACCAGAGGUCUCUUCACAGUCCCCAAGUCCAGAACAGACUGUGGGAGGCACAGUACUACAUAGAGCCAUUACUACAUGGAACUCUAUUCCACAUCAAGUAUCUGAUGCAAGUAGUAAAAUUAGAUUUUAAAAAACACCUUUAUGGAACAGCGUGACUGUGAACAUAGGCACAGACACAUGCAUGCACACGUACACAUGGAUUUUGUACUGUAGAUAUGUGGUAGUGGUGGAGUAGGGGCCUGAGGGCACACAGUGGAUUGUGAAAUCUGUGAAUGUAUUGUAAUGUUUUUUAAAUGGUAUGAACUGCCUUAAUUUUGCUAGACCCCAGGAAGUGCCUUGGCAGCAGCUAAUGGGGAUCUAUAAUAAAUACAAAUGGGAAAGUUGAUUAGGAGAAAACACUGUUAACUGCUGUACGGUUUUGACUGAUGUUAUUCUCUCCUGCCAGGUGGUCAUGCCCCUGGGUCUCCACUGCAGCUUCCCUGAGAACAACCUCCAGCUGAUGGUGCAGUCUGGGGCUAAAGGCUCCACUGUCAAUACUAUGCAGGUACUCCUUUAAGGAACCAAGCAGACCAUCAAACCAUAAAGACACACAAGAUGUACAAUCAAAUCAAACUUUAUUUGUCAAAUACACGUGUUUAGCAGAUGUUAUUGCGGGUGUAGCGAAAUGCUUGUGCUUCUAGCUCCGACAGUGCAGUAAUAUCUAACAAGUAAUAUCUAACAAUUUCACAACAUAUACCUAAUACACACAAAUCUAAGGAAUGGAAUUAAGAAUAUAUACAUAUAUGGACAAGCAAUGACAGAGCGGCAUGGACUAAGAUACAGUAGAAUAGUAUAGAAUACAGUAUAUACAUAUAAGAUGAGUAAUGCAAGAUAUGUAAACAUUAUUAAAGUGACUAGUGUUCCAUUUCUUAAAGUGACCAGUGAUUUCAAUAGGCAGCAGCAGCCUCUAAUGUGCUAGUGAUGGCUAUUUAACAGUCUGAUGGCCUUGAGAUAGAAGCUGUUUUUCAUUCUCUCAGUCCCAGUUUUGAUGCACCUGUACUGACCUCGCCUUCUGGAUGAUAGCGGGGUGAACAGGCAGUGGCUCGGGUGGUUGAUGUCCUUGAUGAUCUUUUUGGCCUUCAAUUUAGUCUCUAUCAUGUGUAACAAUCAGAACAUGAUGAGUAAGUUUGUUUUAAUUUUUUUUAGAUCUCAUGUCUGCUGGGUCAGAUUGAGCUGGAGGGCCGACGUCCUCCCCUGAUGCCUUCUGGGAAAUCUCUGCCCUGCUUCCAGCCGUACGAAAGUUCGCCUCGCUCUGGAGGCUUUGUGUCUGGCAGGUUCCUCACAGGAAUCAAGCCCCCAGUAUGUGACUUAUCUCUGCCCCAAGUUGUGUGCUUGAUUGUUCCACUUCAUAAUUGAAGGUCUCUGAAUGUUUAAUGAUUCAUUGUUGCAGGAGUUUUUCUUCCAUUGCAUGGCUGGCCGGGAGGGUCUGGUAGACACAGCUGUCAAGACCAGUCGAUCGGGGUACCUUCAGAGGUGAGCUGGCAUUACAGAAGUCUGAACGUUUUUACAGAAGUGUGAAUGGUUACGUCUCAAAUGGCACCCUAUUCCCUAUAUCGGCUAUACCCCAGGGGUAUGUGCAAUGCUGUCAGGGGUACGUCAAAUAAAAAACAGUCCAUUUAGAUUUUCCAACGGGGUUAUACAUUUGGGUGAUGUUUUUCUCUCGCCUGAGUAGCCUCGUUUCACUGCCAAAUAUAAAAUUAAACCAUCUAGUGUUCAGUGAAAUAACACAAUGUCAAAUACAGGUAGCCUAGUCAAAUAAUUAACAUCCAAUCACAUUAACCGUUACUCUCUCGCGGGAAUUCCACUAACUGUCCGUAUGUAGCCAAACGUAGCUGCUCCUCAUUCCGUUUGCUUGAAAAUUGAAAAUGGUUAAAAAAAAGUACGGCCCGCGUCCAUAGAGAGACAUACCAGCUCUACAGGUAGUACUGCUCCUACCAGCAAUACUACACCUGCACCUGUUGACAACACAAGUUCUGCUUCCACAAGCACAUCCAGUGCUAGCAUCAGUAAUUCUACAUGUGUUGCUAGCCCAGCUAGCAUGGACACUGACAGUUGUGAAUCUGAUGCAGCCGAAGAGCUACUGCCCCCUUACCUGGGAAAGCACCGAACAACAGACAGGGACGUUGGACCAUCGAAGAGGCGCAAAUAUGAUAACUACAUUGAUUUGGGGUUCACUUAUAUUGGGAGAAGUGCCUUUCCUCAGCCAGUGUGUUAUAUGUGCAAAAGUACCAUCUCACAACUCGAUGAAACCUUCACUCUUGUGCAGACAGUUUUUUGAGCAUGAAUUAAGACGACUUUCGAAUAGUAAGAUAUGUAUAAAAGCAACAUAUACCAUUAAUAAGAAGGGGCUAGAAGCGUCUUAAAUGGUGAGCUACCGUGCGGCUAGGAUGGGCAAGCCCCAUACUAUUGUGGAGGACUUAAUUAUUCCUGCUGCCGCGGAUAUGGCUGGGGGAAAGGCCCAAAAAACUAUACAGACAAUGCCUUCAUCAAACAACACUGUUUCACGACGCAUCAGUGACAUGGCAGGAGAUGUUUUGAAACAAUUACUGCUUUGCAUACAAGCCAGUGAAUUCUAUGCUUUACAGCUUGCUUUACAGCAUCCCCCUUUUGACACAUGUUUUGCCCAUGUGCCAAUAUUACCACCUACCUAAACAAUCACUUAGGUAAUAUUGGUAAUUUAUCAUCCAAUUGCCAUCCCUUACUUUUUUUUAUUUUUUGAGACUUUCCCUUGCUUCUUUAUUGCUCCUCCCACUUCCUUUGUCUUUUAUGGUGGCUAAAUUUGACUUUCAUUCAGUUCAGAACCAAUAGUAAUCCAAUCAAUCAAUCCCUUAUCUUGUAAAAACACUCAUGUUUAGUUCAAACUCUGUUCUACCCCGGCUCUCCCGGGCUUGACCUGAAGACUGAUGGUUGGUCAUGACAGGUCCAUAUUUAAAUCUUUCAAACCUAACACAAACCCCCUAAAUUUAACAUAACAACCCUUUAUAACCAUCAUACUAGGUGUGUUGUUUUUUUAUUUGAAAAACCCAAUUUUGAAAAACAACAACCACAAAUAGCAAGGCCCCACUUAAUUUGGUAGCUCACUUUUACGACCUAAAUACUGCCUAACUUCACUACUGCUCCCCCUAGCCCUGGGCAACAUUCCAAUGAGAUAAGCUAAUCUCUUUCUCCUGGUUAUACAUUUUGUUAACCUUCAAUUACCAUCAGUAAUCUAAAGAUGGUAGUACACACAAAACAUGAUACAGAUAUCCCCAGUCCUAACCCAUCAAUAAUUGUUUGUAUCAAUCUAAUUCCUCAUAACUAAUCCAUAAAACCACUCAAAAUUCCUCGAGUAUACAAUUAUUAUUUAAUUGAUUACCCUAAAUCUGCUACAUGUGUUCUCAUCUCAAAUGAUCCAUUAUCAAUUAUUUGAUCAACCCCCUAGGAAAAUAUGUCCCCCCUGUAAAUGCCAUAUUUCAUUUUUAGCCAAUACAAUCACGGUUACAUCAAAUGUUCCCUCCUUUGGCCAUUUAGUUACUAUCUUUCUGGUCCUUUUUCUCAUUUGUUAGAGAUAUUACCAAUAUCUUCACUAUUUUCUGGGAACCUUCAUGAUUGCUACUGGUGAUCCUGCCAGCUCUACUUCUGGUGUGGUCUAAUGUCUAUAUUAUUCCUGUUGUCUUUUUCAGCUAAAUGUUUUAUAUCCCUCAGUUAAUGGUAUUUUCUCCCUAAUAUAUCUUCAUACUCUUCUCCUUUCCCUAAAUUAGAUUUAAUCCCUUGCCUUUCCUCUACUAUCCUUCUAUCAUUACUGGAUCAAUGAUAAUAACUGUAAUAACUAUUAAUAAUAAUUGUAAUAACUAUUUCACAUUAAAUUGUGCCUUUUUCUGAUAGUUAUAAUUGUAGCCUAUUGCAUUACUUUAGUUUAAAAUAUAAGUUUGUUUAUUUAACAAAUCUAGAACCCACUAUAGGUUGGUGCUAUUCCCUCAGCAUAAUAGCUAAAGCUACUUGCAUCCCCUGGUCCCCGUAACGAAAAUAAAUUAUCGUUCUAGAAUUCACCAACUAUUUGCAUACACCACUGGUGUUAAGCAACCUAUCGAAUAAAGUAAUAACAAUUAGAAUUUAUCAAAGCACUGCCUUCCAGUCAAGUAUUUAGACCUCUACUUGAAAUCUUACAGCUCAAUCUAACUAGCUGGACUGUCUCUAUUUUUUUUUUUCCCGCUAACCAGAGCCAUAAAUUAUUCUCCUUUGUCCUCAACUCAAUUUUCACAGCUCUAUCGCCAUUUCAGUUCGCUAUUCAAUUUCUUUUACUGUUCUCUCUGAUUAGGCCCUAAUUAAUAAAACAAAUACUUGCUAUCGUUGAUAAGCAUACAUUUAAUGAUAUUCCUAUCAUUUGAACUAUCUCUCACCCCUCCCCUUGCUCCUUCCUACACAACGGGGGAGGCGCGGGGACCUUGUAACAUAUUUUCAUAGACCUUUCUAGAAUACUUCUACUUAAGCUAUCUACCGUAUUGGUCCGAAUAUAAGACGACCCUGAUUAUAAGACGACCCCCCGUUUUUCAACACAAACAUUUAGAAAAACAGAUUUGCAGACUAGAUUUGCCGAACAAAGAACUUCAUUUUAUUUUAAAAUAACAAUAUUAAAAACACAGUGAAUUAAACACAAAGGCAAACUAUGUACAGUAUGAUUCAAAAUUAAUAUCAAGCAAUAAUAAAGCAACAUUUUUAAAUAACAGAGAAAAUACAGGCCACACAUUUAACUAAACUUAACAAAAAUUCGCCAAACUUCUCCUCCGAUGUCUCUCUAUCCCUCACACACGUCCUCUGCCCCGCUGUGUUCGCUCUCGCUGUCAUCGCUCCCCAGCUGCUCCGCUUCCACCGGCUCCUCCCAAAGCACGUCGUCCUCGCUGCCGUCCAAUGCAUUUGAGAUGCAACAUUUUUUAAAGCCAUCGAUGAUGCUCUGUGAGGGAAUAGCAUCCCAUGCAUGCAGGAUCCAUUCACACAGUAGACGGACUGACGGCUUCUGUAUUUUCCCGGUCGGUGUGAGUGCGUGGUUGCCAGACAGGAGCCACUCUGUGUAUUUUUUUCGCAGGUUAUCCUUGAAAGGCUUGUUCACAACUACGUCCAACACCUGUAGCUGGCUUGUCAUUCCCCCUGGUAUGAUCACAAGAUCCCCGUUCAUUGCUCGCACCUGACUUUUCACGGGCUCAGUCAGAUGUCCGCGGAACGCAUCCAGAACGAGCAUGUUCCUCCUCUUCCUCAGUCCCCCGUAGCGUGCGCCCCACACAACCUUUAGCCAGUCCACUACAAGCCCCGACUCCAUCCAGCCCUUCUCCUGGGCGCGCACAAUAAUGCCAGCUGGCAUUGGGUCCUUUGGCACAGUCUUACGCUUAAGAAUGACAUACGGGGGGAGUUUGCUGCCACCAGCGAGACAUGUCAACAUGACAGUGACGCGGCUCUUCUCGUUGCCCGUUGAUUUCACCAACACAGACUUUUCUCCCUUUCUAUUGACAGUCACCGAUGUUGGCAUGUCGAAAUAAACGGGUGUCUGAUCAGCAUUGCCGAUCUGAUCCAGCGGGUAGGAGUGCUUCUUCCUCAGGUUGAUAACAAAGCGCUGAAACGAAAGCAGCUUCUCUCCGAAGUCUGACGGCAGGCGUUGGGCCAAACUCGUUCUCCGUCUAAGUGACAGUCCAUUACGCCGCAUCAUCCUACGACACCAGCCGAGGCUGGCUUUAAAUCCAGUGAUGUUGAGCUCUCUGGCGAUUUCCAGGGCCUUAACCUGGAUGACAGCUCUGGUAAUGGGCAUUCCCUCACUUCUUUUUUCCCUGACAUAUUCAAAAACCCUCCGGUCAACCUCAAUGAAACGACCACUUUGAGGACCACGGAAGGAUUUUCGCUGACUGUUAGCAUCUUUUAGACGUUGUUUUUCUGCUCGCCAUCUUCUUACAUUACACUCAGUGACCCCGAAUGUCUUGGCAGCUUGGCAGUUGUUAGAUGACUCUGCCUUAUUGACAACCAUUAUUUUGAAAUUGGCAUCAUAGCUCCUCCGCUGUUGUUUAUUGACCUGGCCCACUUUUGAGCCACUUGUCUCUAAAUGGUCAGCCUGUCUUUCCAUCUUUAAACACCGGUAACGGGCUGGUUGUUAAGGACGCCUCUUCCCUCCGUCCGGAACGAAUUUUUGGCGCCAUCUGUGCCCGCGAAUGUGUAUUGACAUUUAAAGGGAGCGCCGAAGAAGAGAAACUGCGCUCUGAAUACUAGACCCCGAAUAUAAGACGACCCGACUUUUUUGGACCUAUUUCGAGGGGAAAAAAGGCCGUCUUAUAUUCGGACCAAUACGGUAAUUCAACCUUUCACAUUUCUCAAUCCACGUAGUAAUCUAGGUCUAUAGCCCCAAUGAGAAAGCUUUACUCACUGUCCCUACCUGGGUUCGAACCAGGGACCCUCUACAUACAUUGCCAGUCACCCCACACAUUCCGCGAUGCUUUCAAAGUAAAUACUUCCAGUUCAUAGAGCAAGUGACGUCACCAAAUUAAAACUGCACUAGCUCUCACCUCAUUCUAAGGCUGCUGGGGCCUCUUUCAUUCCCCGCCAAUAGAUUAGGUAAGGCUAUCAGUGGGUACUGGCCCCCUCCUACUCUCUCUCUCUCUCUCACUGCUUCUUUAAAUUUACCCCUACGCGGUUCUCCCUCCUCUUUCCACUCCCAACAGGUUUUGUCUGUUUUUCGUUUUAACGUAAUAUUCGUCCAUUAUUUAAAGUACGUUAGUCUAUUUAUUUAAAUCAAAUUAUUCCCACCUAAUUAGUUAAAGUCGGUGCAUAUUUAUAUUUCAACGAUAAACCAAAUUAUUUCAGUCUAAUUAUUUAACCAGUAUUUUGCAGGGUCAAACAUCAAACGUUAAAUUAAAUAAUAAACCAAAUUGCUUCAACUUAAUUAUUUAAAACCAGUAUUAUGCUAUGUCAAACAUCAAACGUUACAGUUCAGUUAUAUCAGUUCAAACAUUUCAGUUUAGUCAUACUAGUUAUUCAUUAUUUUUACCUUUUAUAUUGUCAAAUUCAACCUCACCUACUAUCCUCCUCCCUAUCAAAAAAAUACUCAGCUGAACCUAGCCGUACCCUCGUAGUUACGGACCUUGCCAGUCGCUAGUAUUUAUCUAAAAUUUCCCGAACCUAGCCGUACCCUCGUAGUUACGGACCUUGCCGGUGUAAUUCUUCGAACCUAGCCGUUACGGACCUUGCCGGUAGAACAAUACUCUAUGGUACCAUGGUUUAACAUCACAUUCACCACAGGUUUGCAUGUCACAAUAUGGUGCUUAUCUACUCAUAAUAAUUAGUAUAAUAAUUCAUAAUUUAGUUCACUUACAUCAAACGGGUGUUUCACAAAAUUAAUUUGGAUAAAGCCAAUGUGCAGAACUUUAGUUAUAUAACAAUAGGUGUCUGCUUACCUGUUUUUAGUAGUCCGGACUCUUUGUGAAACAUACCGUCCAAUGACAGAGAUGUCCAAUGGGCCGGACAAUACCCAGCGAAGUCCCUCUACCAGAUCACGUCGGUGGUCACCAAUUGUUAAGUUGCGUCAAUUCAAAUCUGGUAUUGGAACAAAAAGAGGUCAAUACACGUCUUCUAAAAUAGACUAGUAUUUUAAUUAAUGCAAAACACUUCAAUGGUAAAUAUGAUGUUCGUAUAUACGGGUCCACUGAAACACCACGCAGGGCAGUCAGAGAACUAACUGUCCCAACCCAAAGUUAUUAUUUUAAUACUCUGACAGAGAUAGUUCCUGCUCCAAGCAGGAACUAUCAGAGUAGAGGCUGGGCGUGGUUUAGACUUACCCAGCCUAUCGUAGGCGCACAGGCUGGUCCCAGCCCCUUGGCGCUACACUGUUGCCAGGCAUUAGUUGUUAUCUUUACCAAGUCAGCAACCUCAGACAUAGUUUCCUUCUUCAUGUUGCAGUACUUUGUCCUUGAGCGGUUUAACAAAGAGGCAGUGUUUGUGAGUGAGUCACAAGCCUAUCUCAGCCUACCCCCUAACAGUUCCCCACAUUAAUCACAGCUUGUUAUAUUAAACAAUCUAUAUCAGUACAGUACAAACCUAUUAUGUUUUAUCAUUAAUGCUUUCUUAUUAAGCUAGGCAUCACAUCUAGUUAUAAGAAAAUAGAUCCCCACAAGCUGGAAGAGUCAACAGACGUGGCGGGCCUGGCACAGCUCCUGGUAUAUGUCCGUAACGUUUAUGGGGGGUCAAUUAAGGAAGACAUCCUCUUUAUAAACCACUGGAAACCAGGACAACAGGAGAGGAUAUUUUUAAAGUACUGGACAGCUUUGUGACAUCAAAUGGACUUUGGUGGUCAAGAUGUGUUAGUAUCUGUACUGAUGGCGCAAAAGCCAUGACAGGGAGAUGUAGUGGAGUGGUAACGCGACUGCAAGCAGUUGCUCCCGACGCCACUUGGGUACACUGCAGCAUCCACCGAGAGGCACUUGCUGCCAAGGGAAUGCCUGACAGCUUGAAAGAGGAUUUGGACACUACAGUGAAAAUGGUUAACUUUGUUAAAGCAAGGCCCCUGAACUCUCGUGUAUUUUCUGCAUUAUGCAAUGAUAUGAGCAGCGACCAUGUAAUGAUUUUACAACAUACAGAAGUGCGCUGGUUAUCAAGGGGCAAAGUAUUGACACAUUAAAGUUUUCUUUACUGACCAUAAUUUUCAUUUGUCUGACCGCUUGCAAGAUGACGAGUUUUCUUACACGAAUGGCCUAUCUGGGUGAUCUUUUUUCUCGCCUGAAUGAUCGGUAUUUAGGAUUACAGGGACUCCGCAACUAUAUUCAAUGUGCGGUACAAAAUUGAGGCUAUGAUUAAGAAGUUGGAGCUCUUCUCUUUUUUUGCAUUUACAAGGACAACACACAGGUCUUUCAUUUUACAUUUUAGUCAUUUAGCAGACGCUCUUAUCCAGAGCGACUUACAGUUAGUGAGUGCAUACAUUUUCAUACUGGCCCCCCGUGGGAAUCGAACCCACAACCCUGGCGUUGCAAACGCCAUGCUCUACCAACUGAGCUACACGGGACUACUUUACAUCAUUGUAUGAUUUUUUUGUGACAAUGUCCAAUGUGAUAUAGCGAAGCACAUGAGUGAGCUGGGUGCGCAAUUACGCAGCUACUUUCCCGAAACGGACGACACAAACAACUGGAUUCGUUAUCCCUUUCAUGCCCUGCUUUCAGUCCACUUACCGAUAUCUGAACAAGAGAGCCUCAUCGAAAUUGCAACAAGCGGUUCUGUGAACAUUUUAUUUAAUCAGAAGCCACUGCCAGAUUUCUGGAUAGGGCUGCACUCAGAGUAUCCUGCCUUGGCAAAUCACGCUGUUAAGACACUGAUGCCCUUUGCAACCACGUACCUAUGUGAGAGUGGAUUCUCGGCCCUCACUAGCAUGAAGGCUAAAUACAGGCACAGACUGUGUGGAAAAUGAUUUAAGACUGAGACUCCCUCCAAUACGACCCAACAUUGCAGAGUUAUGUGCACCCUUUCAAGCACACCCUUCUCAUUAACCUGUGGUGAGUUAUUCACCAUUUUCGAUGAACAAAUAAGGUUUUAUAUGUAAGAUGGCUAAAUAAAGAGCAAAAUCUUUAUUAUUUUUAUUAUUAUUAUGAUUAUAUUUGUAUUUGUGACCUGGUCCUAUAAGAUCUCUUUUGUCUCUUCCCAUGAGCCGGGUUGUGACACAAACUCACACUCAUUCUUAUGUUUAAUACAUUUAUCGUAUAGUGUGUGUGUGUGUGGCAGGCUUACAAUGAUGGCAAAAAACAACAUUUGAGAGUGCGCUGACCCUGGUGCUAGAGGGGUUACGCAGCUGGAGGUUGAAUGUUUGAAGGGUACGGGACUAUAAAAAGUUUGGGUACCACUGCACUAUAUAGUAAACAGCUUUUGACCACAGCCCUAUGGGAUUGUGGGAUUCACACAAUAUUGUAAUUUCCCCCUUUCUAAACUGACUCAUUGUGGUUCCAGAUGUGUGAUCAAACACCUGGAGGGCCUGGUGGUUCAGUAUGACCUGACUGUGAGGGACAGUGACGGCAGCGUGGUCCAGUUUCUCUAUGGGGAGGAUGGCCUUGAUGUCCCCAAGACACAGUUCCUCCAGCAAAGACAGUUCCCCUUCAUACAGGACAACUAUGAGGUAGGAACUGGCGCUGCCCUCUCACAAGCUGCUCAAGUCAACUGAUCCGGUUUUCUAAAGUGUUUAUUGAGACUGAAAGCAGGUCUUCAUUUCAAGACCGUGCAUGGCAAACAUUGCAAGGAUUACUUUUUGCAGCACCCAUUUAGAAUUUCCCCUUACUCGCAGGUCAUCAGAAAGUCCAAGUGCUUGGAUGAGGUCCUGGCCAAACUGGACCCGCAGGCUGCCACCAACCAUUUCAAAGCCAUCAGGAGGUGGAAAGCCAAGAGGGAGCAUCUUUCUCCCAGGGAGGGGGCCUUCCUGCUCUUCUCCCAGAAGAAACUCAAGAAUGCAGAGCGCCAGGCUCUAGAGAACCUGGCCAACGGCAGGGACACUGCCACCCUGAAGGUAAUGUAUUGUACCUCUGCUGCAACACCGCACUUUUAUUAGAUGAAGUAUCCCUCCACAACUAUAUACCAAUUUAUUUUGAGUUUGGGGUGUAUUAUUUAUUCUACUUUUUCAAUGUGACAUAUCAAACUCUGUGGUUGUUUCCGUUCUGUUAAACUUUCUAAUAUGUUAUUUUCCCAUGUUUCUUAGCUGGUGGAUAGAUGGAGUUCUCUAGACCAGGACAGCAGAUCUAAGUACCUGAAGAAGACUUCACACUGUCCUGAGCCCUGCCUGAGCCUGUUCAGGCCUGACAUCUCAUUUGGGUCAGUGUCAGAGACGUUUGACAGCAUUGUGGAGUCCUACCUAAAGGACAUCCAAGUCAAGCAGUUACCCGAGGGAAGCUCGAAGGACCUUGAUGCACAAAGGUGAGAUUUCAAUCCAUAUCGUCUAUAUUGCAUACAGUAUUUACCUAAAUAAGUCUUCCAAAAAUGACAAACUUUGGAUGUAGAAACUAAGAUUGGGCUGUUGUACAUCAUUUUAGAAGCCAUUGUAGCUACUGUGUUUUCUACUGAGUGCUUAGGUUAUGUCAUGGUCUCCACUCUGUCUCUGCAGACUGAAGCAUCUGCUGCAGCUGAAGUGGCAGCGAGCCCUGUGUGACCCAGGGGAGGCGGUGGGUCUGCUGGCUGCUCAGAGCAUCGGAGAGCCCUCCACCCAGAUGACCCUCAACACCUUCCACUUUGCCGGCAGGGGGGAGAUGAACGUUACCCUUGGUAUCCCAAGGUACAGUAUGGUCUCCCCUGGAAUAUAACGGUGCAAUGACUCUUUGCCAGAAUAAAAUGUCCAAACUCUGGCCGUUAGUGACUGAAUAUUGUCUCCGUCACCCACAGGCUUAGAGAAAUAUUGAUGAUUGCAAGUUCCAGCAUCAAGACUCCGAUGAUGAGUAUUCCUGUGUUGAACACUAAAAAAGCCAUCAAGCGGGUGAAGACACUGAGGAAGAAGCUCACUCGCGUGUGUCUAGCAGAGGUGAUUACAUUGGCACUGUUUAUGAACCAUUACAUUCCAAAGUAAUUAAAUCAUUAUUACCACAGAAAUAUAAUACAUUUUUCUAUGGUUAUCACUCCAUCCUUGUUUUUCAAUUAAUUGUGAGUGAGUCAUUGUUCUGUCCAUUGUUGUUCAAAGGUGUUGCACAAAGUGGAUGUCCUGGAGACACUCAGAUUGGAGGCCAAACGACAGAAGGAGCGCAUCUUCAAGAUCACCUUUCGCUUUCUUUCCCCAGAGCGCUACCAGGAAGACAAGAUGCUGACUCCCCAACAAAUCCUCCACUACAUGGAGAACAGGUGAGCUAUUAUAACCAGCACUGGUCCCACACAUUCUUCUGCCAGCACAACCUGUGUGUGUGAAUCAGAUCACGGUUACUAGUCCCACAAAUGUACUUCUGUGUUGUUGGUCUGAACCAAUGUAAGGCAUUCUUUGCUACCUUUGUCUUUUCCAGGUUCUUCCGCCUACUACUGGAGGCCAUUAAGAAGCGCAAUACCAAGCUUGGCUCUAUCAACGCUGUGGAAACACGCAAGGCUACAGUUAGAGAUAAUGACCAGGAUGUAGGGGACUCUUCAGCUAGACAGGUGUGUGUUAAACAAGCAUGGACUUUUCCCUAUUCAUCUGUUCCUUUCAGCCAUUGCUUUACAUUUGGAUUUACAGGCUGGACUUAAUCAUUACCAAAGUGACUAUUGUUUCUUAAAUGUAGAAUUAUGCAACUUUUAUCCCCAUUUCAUUUGUGUAAUUAUUUUCUUUGUUGUAGGAGAGUGGAGAAGGGGAUGGGGAGGAGGAGAGCAGGAUUGUGGACGACGUGGGGAAUGAGGGAGACGCUGACGCCUCGGAUGCGAAAAGGAGAGGGAAUCAGGAGGAGGAAGUGGAUUAUGAGAGUGAGGAGGGAGAGGAGGCUGAGGAGGUUGAGGACCUGGUGGAGGAAAGCGAGGAGCAGGCAGAGGAGAACUCUGAAGAGGUUCCCGGUGACCUGGGCACUGCAGAGCCUGGUGGUGCUGGGGCAAAGAAGAGGCCAAAGCCGAAAAGCACACCCACACAGGACAGCAUGAGGGUCAACACUGUGCUGGAGACUAGCUCCAGCAUCGAGGACUACUCCUACGACAGCCAGCAGGGUCUCUGGUGUGAGGUAUUUACCCCCAGUCUGUGCCCUUCUGUCUGAUUUUGGAAUAUUACUUUCUGGGUUUAAGAUACUAAAAUACUUAUUUCAGCCAAUGGUCCACAUUGUUCCUUGCGAAACCAAGUAUUUUACUUGAAUAUAAAUGUUUUGAAUGUGGACUGAGUGGAGUUUUGCAUUUCUCUGUUUGCUGUCAGGUUACGCUCGUCCUGCCUGUCAGCAAGGUGCACUUUGACCUGACGUCGCUGGUGGUGGCCUUGGCCCAGAAUGCAGUGGUGAUGGAGACUAAGGGCAUCACCAGAUGUCUGCUCGGUGAGGUCACUAAGAAAGAUGGCUCCAAGGAGCUGGAGCUCAAAACUGAGGGCAUCAACAUGCACGAGCUGUUUAACCACAGUGAAGUGAGUGAUAAUCCACCAACUUGUACUUGUACAGUAAAAACAUAAUUUCUUCAUGUGGGUAUCUUUGCUUAUACAUUCUAUGCUAUACUGUUUUGAUCUCAGAUUCUUGACUUGAAUCGGCUGUACUCCAAUGAGGUCCACGCCAUGGCAAACACGUACGGCAUUGAGGUGGCCCUGAGAGUCAUUGAGAAGGAAAUCAAAGAUGUCUUCGCUGUCUACGGUACAAACAGGCUCACAACUUCUUUAGGGAUCUACUCAUUUCCCAUCAACAGGCUCUGGAGAGCUGUGUGAUCUCCUCUCUAAGAGUUGCUCUGCUCUCCUCUCCUGUGCAGGUAUUGAGGUGGACCCCAGGCACUUAUCCUUGGUGGCAGACUACAUGUGUUUUGAGGGCGUGUACAAACCUCUCAACCGCUUCGCCAUCCAGUCCAACCCCUCUCCACUGCAACAGAUGACCUUCGAGACAAGCUACAAGUUCCUGAAGCAGGCCACUAUGCUGGGUAGGCAGCAUUACACAACACAUCGUCCUCUGUAGCUCAAUUAGUAGAGCAUGGCGCUUGUAAUGCCAGGGUAGUGGGUUCGAUCCCCGGGACCACCCAUACGUAAAAAUGUAUGCACACAUGACUGUAAGUCGCUUUGGAUAAAAGCGUCUGCUAAAUGGCAUAUUAUUAUUAUUAUUAUUAUUAUUAUUAUUAUUACAUCUGUAGGCUGUACACAUAAUACAACAGUAGACAUGAUACAACAAGUAAUACAUAAAUAUUACAUCAUAAAACAAAUAGAGCAAUGCUUGGUCUGCCCUGCAUCAGUUGUUGGUUUAACAAUGUGUCUGGUCUUUGCUCUCUCAACAGGCACCCAUGAUAAGUUGGUCUCUCCCUCAGCUUGCUUAGUGGUGGGUAAGGUUGUAAAAGGAGGGACCGGGAUCUUUGAUCUCAAGCAGCCAUUGCAAUAAAUGUUGUUAAAUGCAUCAGGCACCCAUAGCCACCAUAUCUAGACAUUUAAAAGGAAUGAAGUGAACACACCAGUUCACUGCAAGUGCCAUUGUUAUGAUAAUGAGGAAAGGGACCGUUUUUUGAUUUAGUGUAUGUUGUCUUAUAUUUGACUAUUAAAUAUGUAUUGAAGUG